AUGGAAGAGCAUGUAUCAUCAUUAGAAAAAACAGAACCAGGAGCAAAGAUGGAAAAGCAAAGAAUAACAUUCUUGUGCUGUUCAAAUGCGGAAGGAUCUCAUCAACUCAAGCUCCUUGUGAUAGGCAAGGCCAGAAACCCCCGUUGUUUUAACUGGUUUGACUGCCCUGUUYAUUAUAGGCAUUCAAAGUCCGCUUGGAUGACUGCCGCUUUCUUCAAAGWUUGGUUCCAUCGUUCAUUCACAUCUGAGAUAAGUAUUCGCAUUUUAGUAACGAAAUUUUUGACAAAAAAAGGUCUACCAGUUAAGGCUGUCCUUUUAAUUGAUAACGCUCCAUCGCAUCCACCUGAGAAUGAACUUAAAAGUGCAGACGGCUCUAUUUUAGCAAUGUUUAUGCCACGCAACGUCACMCCCCUUAUACAACCCAUGGACCAAAAUGCAAUCAGGAUUACAAAACUUUAUUACAGAAACAGUCUUUUGGCUUCCGUUGCUGCAACCGGAUGUGACUUGCUAGAGUCUAUGAAGCAAAUUUCACUUAAGGACGCUAUUAUUACUCUUGAAUCUGCAUGGAAUAAAAUGGAUGAGGCUGUGCUGUCAAAAUGCUGGAACAAUGUUUUGAGUAUGCUUGAAAACCAAGAAGAUCCUGAAGAUGAAAUUCCUUUCAGUAUCCUUCGAAGGAACUUGAAUAUGAAUGUGGGGUACUUGGAGGAGAGCGCAGCCAAUCUUGGAAUCACUGCUUGCAAMGUUAGAGAAUGGAACGAGGAUGCUAUUGAAUUCAAUGAAAAUGAAAUACAAGAAAUAUCCGACGAAGACGACUAUACUGUAGAGUCGCAAAAGACGAUUACAGCAAGAGAAGCUAUUGACAUAUUUAAUAAUGCUUUGGAAUGGGCUGAAAGUGAAAUGGUUGAACAUAAGGAAUUAAAUGUAUUAAAGAACCUAAGRGAAAAAGCAGUUUUUAAGGUGGYUGAUCAAAAGAAACAGCAAAAGAGGAUUACCGAUUUUUUUCCAAAAUGA
Bactrocera latifrons is the source of this 1011-nucleotide messenger RNA. RefSeq names its product jerky protein homolog-like. Gene Ontology annotation, cellular component: nucleus. The transcript has 2 exons. Gene Ontology annotation, molecular function: DNA binding. NCBI's taxonomy places the organism in Eukaryota, Metazoa, Arthropoda, Insecta, Diptera, Tephritidae. The record is from RefSeq and is a predicted model, not a curated record. The coding region runs from base 1 to 1011 and encodes 336 amino acids.